Gamsiella multidivaricata is the source of this 1881-nucleotide messenger RNA. RefSeq names its product SNF2 family N-terminal domain-containing protein. Gene Ontology annotation, cellular component: cytoplasm. Lineage: Eukaryota; Fungi; Mortierellomycota; Mortierellomycetes; Mortierellales; Mortierellaceae. The record is from RefSeq and is a predicted model, not a curated record. Gene Ontology annotation, molecular function: ATP-dependent chromatin remodeler activity; metal ion binding; ATP binding. The coding region runs from base 1 to 1881 and encodes 626 amino acids. The transcript has 9 exons.
AUGGCCUCUCAUAUUGCACUGUUGGAGCACCAGAAAAUCGGCUUGACGUGGUUACAAAAGAUGGAGGACGGCACUAAUCGUGGCGGCAUUCUGGGCGAUGACAUGGGUUUGGGUAAAACAGUUCAGGCCAUGGCUCUCAUAGUAUCCAGGCCAUGUGGCCCAAUCGACGACCCAGCAACAUUAGUGGUUGCUCCAACGUCGCUUAUCUAUCAAUGGGCCGAGGAGCUGAGGACGAAGACACAACCCGGUCUGUUGAAAGUCCACAUUUAUCAUGGUGGGGGCAAAUUCGCUGACCCAGAACUCAUUCGACGUUACGAUGUUAUCGUCACCACAAUCGGAACACUGGCUGCUGAAAUUGGCGUCAAGGAUGUGAACCCUGCGAAAUCGAAGGCCAUCGGUACUUUGUUCAAGGCACAAUUUCAUCGCGUUGUUAUCGAUGAAGCCCACACGAUCAAAAAUAAGCAUACGAAGAGCUCCAAGGCAUGCGCUCAAAUUGCAGCUACAUACAGAUGGUGUCUUACAGGCACGCCUAUUCAAAAUACUGUUGAUGAGCUGUAUUCUUUGAUUCGGUUUCUCCGCAUCAAGCCAUACUGUGAUUGGGAUGAGUUUCGCAACAAGAUCUCUGCGCCGAUGAAGAAGACGAAACAAUACGGGCCAGCGAUACAACGAGUCCAGGCACUAUUGAAGGCAGUGUGUCUUAGGAGGACAAAGAAGUGCACGGUGGAUGGAAGGCCGAUUUUACAGCUCCCUGAUCGCAACGUGGACAGGGUGGCCACUCCAUUCUCGGACGAAGAACGCGCCUUUUACGCCGCAUUGGAGCAUAGAACAAGGGAACGAUUUAACGCCUACGUGAAAGCUGGAACUGUCAUGAAGAACUACUCCAACAUCCUGGUUCUCUUGCUACGUUUACGGCAGGCUUGUUGCCAUCCUCAUCUCAUCACGGAUUUCGAAAAGGUGGAAAACGAGCAAACGCCGCAAGAUCAAAAGGCCCACGUUGACCAUCUUCUUGACAAUCUGUUGGAGGAUAUUCGUCGUCGUCUGAUUGAACGUGGUAUGGAGGCAGUCGAAUGUCCGAUCUGCAUGGAUGUCGGAGAGGAGAGUGUGAUUCUGAGUGGAUGUGGACAUAUCUACUGCCGUGCCUGCAUUACUGCUCAUUUGAGCCGACACGACGAUGACGAUCGCAAGUGUCCAGAAUGUCGCAGAUUAGCUCCUAUCGAGGACUUAAUUUCUGUCGCCGACUUCAAUGCUCGUUUCAAUCCUACUCCGGAGCCCGUUCCCGAGGAUUUAAAAGGAAAGGGCAAGGCCGUAGUCGAGGAUGGAGAUAUCGAGGGACUGCCUGGGGUUGUAGUACCUGAGGGACUGGAUGAAUGGAUCAGCAGCAGCAAGAUCGAUAAGAUGAUUGAGGUCGUUAGGUCGGUCAUUGCGAAGCGUGAGAAGAUCAUUGUUUUUUCUCAAUUCACGAGCCUCCUCACUCUGAUUGAGAAGCCUUUAUUGGCCGAGAAUAUCAAGUACCUUCGAUAUGACGGUGCGAUGACCGUGGUAGCCAGAAAUGAAGCCGUUCAGAGAAUGUUCAAUGACCCUACUUGCUCCGUCAUGCUUAUCAGCUUGAAAUGCGGAUCUCUUGGACUCAACUUGACCGUGGCGAACCACGUGGUAAUUAUGGAUCCAUGGUGGAACCCAGCAUUGGAAAAUCAAGCAAUUGAUCGCGUCCAUCGAAUUGGACAAACGAAGAACGUGUUUGUUCACCGCCUUUGCAUUCCAGACACUGUGGAGGACAGAAUUUUGGCGCUGCAGGCGAAAAAGCAAGCAUUGGCUAAUGGUGCUCUCGGUGAAGGGGAGGUCCCCAAGCUGGCGAAACUUGGAGUAUGUAUCUCUUUCUAG